This is a messenger RNA of Numida meleagris (helmeted guineafowl), 1361 nucleotides long. RefSeq names its product ADP-ribose/CDP-alcohol diphosphatase, manganese dependent (gene ADPRM). Lineage: Eukaryota; Metazoa; Chordata; Aves; Galliformes; Numididae. Gene Ontology annotation, molecular function: CDP-glycerol diphosphatase activity; manganese ion binding; 2',3'-cyclic-nucleotide 2'-phosphodiesterase activity. Bases 36 to 1028 code for a protein of 330 amino acids. The transcript has 3 exons. The record is from RefSeq and is a predicted model, not a curated record.
CCGCCCGCCCCUUCCGGCCCGGGGUAGCGGCCGCCAUGGAGCCGGCCCCGCGCUUCUCCUUCGGGGUCAUCGCGGACAUCCAGCACGCGGACGCGGAGGACGGCCACGACUUCUGGGGCUGCCGGCGGCGGUACUACCGGCACAGCCUCCGCCUGCUGCGGGCCGCCGUGGAGGCGUGGGCCGCCGAGCGGCCGCCGCCCGCCUUCGUGCUGCAGCUGGGCGACUGCAUCGACGGCGUCAACGCGAGGAGCGGCGCGGCCGAGGCGGAGGCAGCGCUGGGGAGGGUGCUGGCGGCGCUGGGACAGCUGCGGGUGCCGGUGCACCACGCCUGGGGCAACCACGAGCUGUACAACUUCGGCCGGGCCCGCCUGGCGCAGAGCGGCCUCCGCAGCCGCCCGCCGCCCUCCGCCGGCCCGCCCGCCGCGCCGCCCGGGGACUGCCACGCGUACCACUUCUGCCCGGCGCCGCGCUUCCGCUUCGUGCUGCUGGACGGCUACGAGCUGAGCGCGCUGGGCCGGGACGCGGACAGCCCCGGGCACCGGGCGGCCCUGCGGCUGCUGAGGGAGAAGAACCACAACGCGGACCUCAACAGCCCCGCAGGUACCCCCGCAGGUACCCCCGCAGGACUCGAAGAACCUCAGUAUGUAGAAUUCAAUGGAGGAUUUAGCCAAGACCAGCUGGACUGGUUCGAUGACGUACUCAAGUUCUCCGAUGAAAACCAAGAAAAGGUUGUUGUUAUGGGUCAUCUGCCCAUUCACCCAGAUGCUUCAGACGAAGUUUGCCUAGCCUGGAAUUAUAGAGAUGCCCUUUCUGUCAUACACUCUCAUCAGUGUGUGGUCUGCUUUCUUGCAGGGCACCUGCACAAUGGUGGCUAUUGUUUAGACUCACAUGGUGUUCAUCAUCUGACUUUGGAGGGGGUUAUUGAAACUCCACCUGAAAGCAAUGCCUUUGGAACUAUUUAUGUCUAUGAUGAUAAAAUGGUAUUAAAGGGAAGGGGCAGAAUUUCAGACAGAGUGAUGUGUUUCUGAAAAUGCUAAGCAGACGUCUAACUACAAAUUUUUCUUCUUCAGGAAGUACUGAGACUAAAAAGUAUGGGAUCCAGCACGUUCUUUGCUUGUAGAAAGAUCUACGUGGCUGAUCCUUGCAGUUUUAACUCAUGUUUCUCUCUCAGAUAAAGAACUCUAGAAAUUAUGUUUCUUUAAGGAAUAAGACUUAGCUGCUGCUUGGAGAAUAGAGAAGGCCAGUAACUGUGUUUGAAGAAUGCAGAAUGUUGACUUAACCACCCAGUCUUGAACAGAUUAUUAUUUAUUGUGAAAAAUCACAAACAACAACAAAAAAGCCACUAGUUGGUAGUUUUGUUU